GUAAUUACCCUCUUUUAUUUAAUAAAUUUAGUUCCAGUUAUUAUACAAUGUACGACAGAAAUAUUUUUGUUUUUGGUUCGAAAACGUGUACAAAUGUAGCACAAGAAACACUUUCAUCGUUGCCUCUGGAGUUAUUAUGGAAAAUAUUUUCAUAUUUAGACAACACAUCAUUGCGCAAUGCGACCAAAGCGUACAUGAAAUGGCAUAGAAUAAUUGCUUCAAAUAAGAAGUUACGAAAUCGGCUCAAUUUCUUCGAGUUGGUAAUUAAAGUAGGAUCUGAGAGUAUGGCACAGUUUUACAAAAGAAACAAACGAAUGCUGAAGAGGAAAAAAUUAAGAAAUUAUUUACCAACCGGUGAAUGCACAGUUGGGGUAAUAAGGUCAACAACCUUCAAAAAGAGGAGUGGGGAUGAUUUGGUGAUACAUACAAAGCGAUUUAAAUUGUUUUAAUAAGAUUUUCGAUAUUAAAUAGGGCAUCUUGGCGUACGAUAUGACGUACCACUACAGUGAACGUGGUGCAGAAGGAUAUUGCAUUUAAGUUCAUCAACAUUCCUUUGAAGAGUGGUGGUGGAUAAAAAUUGCAUUAUCACAUAUACAUACAUUUAAGUUUAAUGAAUUCAAAACGAUGCCAUAAUCACAAUAUAUUAAAAUAUUUAAAAUGAAA
Messenger RNA from Galleria mellonella (greater wax moth), 663 nucleotides. RefSeq lists its product as uncharacterized. Gene Ontology annotation, molecular function: protein binding. The transcript has 4 exons. The record is from RefSeq and is a predicted model, not a curated record. Lineage: Eukaryota; Metazoa; Arthropoda; Insecta; Lepidoptera; Pyralidae. The coding region runs from base 48 to 449 and encodes 133 amino acids.